AUGUCCUACGACCGAUACCUUGCAAUCCGCAAACCAUUGCGUUACAGUUUGAUUAUGUGUCCCGAUCUUUGCAUGCAACUCGUCGCAGGCUGUUGGUUUCUAGUUUUUGUUUUAGUAUCAGCAGAAAUUGUGGUGCUGUGUCAGUUACAUUUUUGUGGACGGAAUUACAUUGACCAUUUCUUCUGUGAUUUCGGACCGUUAGUGCAGUUGGCUACUUCUGACACAUCGGCCUUAAUGUUACUUGACCUCGUCAUCUCAAUACUUAUGAUAUUUCUCCCAUUUGUUUUCAUAAUAAUGACAUAUGUGUCAAUUCUCAUCACCAUCCUCAGUAUUCCUUCCAGAACAGGUCGGAAAAAGUCUUUCUCCACCUGUACUUCCCACCUAAUGACAGUUUGCACCUAUUACGGGACUUUGAUUACAGUCUAUAUGAUCCCAUCUGAAGAAAAUGAUUUUAAUAUAAAUAAGUUCCGAUCUUUGCUGUAUGUAAUGGUGACUCCAAUGAUGAAUCCCAUCAUAUACAGCUUGAGGAAUCAGGAGGUUUUAGGAGCUUUGAGGAAAGUACUCCUAUUUGUUAGAAAAGCCUAUGGAUAG
This is a messenger RNA of Spea bombifrons (plains spadefoot toad), 591 nucleotides long. RefSeq names its product olfactory receptor 6X1-like. Gene Ontology annotation, biological process: G protein-coupled receptor signaling pathway. Gene Ontology annotation, molecular function: olfactory receptor activity. The record is from RefSeq and is a predicted model, not a curated record. The transcript has a single exon. NCBI's taxonomy places the organism in Eukaryota, Metazoa, Chordata, Amphibia, Anura, Pelobatidae. Bases 1 to 591 code for a protein of 196 amino acids. Gene Ontology annotation, cellular component: membrane.